This is a messenger RNA of Sphenostylis stenocarpa, 696 nucleotides long. The record is from the annotation of a GenBank genome assembly. Lineage: Eukaryota; Viridiplantae; Streptophyta; Magnoliopsida; Fabales; Fabaceae.
AUGGUGAGCGCUUCACUAGCUCGCAACAUCAUUGGCAUCAUAGGAAAUGUCAUCUCGUUCGGCUUGUUCUUCUCACCAGCACCAACAUUUGUUAAAAUUAUAAAGCAGAAGUCGGUGGAGGAGUUCAAGCCUGAUCCCUACAUAGCUACGGUGUUGAACUGUGCGCUUUGGGUGUUCUAUGGAAUGCCAUUUGUCCACCCAAACAGUCUUUUAGUGGUGACCAUCAAUGGCGUUGGGCUUGUGUUCGAGUUCGUUUAUCUAGCCAUAUUUUUCACCUAUGCAACCAACAAAGGACGGGUGCAGACUAUUUUCUUUGCUGCCAUUAUGCUGAUAACAACGCUGGUACUGCAUGGCACUACUCGAAGGUCGUUGGUGGUUGGUAUCAUCUGUGAUAUCUUCAAUGUCAUGAUGUAUGUCUCUCCUCUUACAAUCAUGGCUAAGGUUAUCAAAACCAAGAGCGUGAAAUACAUGCCAUUCUGGCUCUCUCUGACCAACUUCCUUAAUGGUGUGUGCUGGACCACAUAUGCUCUUAUCCACCCCUUAGACCUCUAUGUUCUGAUCAGUAACAGUAUUGGAGCCGUCUCUGGACUGGUUCAGCUCAUCCUGUAUGCUUGCUACUGUUGGGGAGGAGAAAACAAUGAUGAUGAUGAUGAUGAGGUCCCUAAGACAACUGGGGUUCCAGUCUCUGAAUGCUGA